Messenger RNA from Metschnikowia bicuspidata var. bicuspidata NRRL YB-4993, 1290 nucleotides. RefSeq names its product Ncs2p (gene NCS2). Gene Ontology annotation, cellular component: cytosol. Gene Ontology annotation, molecular function: sulfurtransferase activity; tRNA binding. The transcript has a single exon. Lineage: Eukaryota; Fungi; Ascomycota; Pichiomycetes; Serinales; Metschnikowiaceae. The record is from RefSeq and is a predicted model, not a curated record. The coding region runs from base 1 to 1290 and encodes 429 amino acids. Gene Ontology annotation, biological process: tRNA wobble position uridine thiolation.
AUGUCGUCCACACCUGUUCAAUAUCUACCGGAGCUGAGUUCUGAUGUAUGCCAAAGAUGUAAAGAUCUGCCUGCAGUGUUGGUCUCUCGAAAAGAGAAGUUCUGCGCAAAAUGCUUCAUCUGGUUUAUGAGGGGCAAGCAGAGAAAGCAAAUGCUCGAUGAUCGGUACAAGGUCAAAUACGGCGCCAUAGCUGAGCGUUUGGGCGUGCAGCGGGUCUUGCUUCCGUUGUCUUUUGGGGUGUCUUCCCUCGUGUUGUUCGACAUGAUAGCAUCGUUACUCCAGGAACAGAACCUAAUGCACAAAGGCAAGCAGGGCUUCGAGUUGGUCGUGGUGCAUUUGCAGGAGGACCAGCAAUCCAGGUCGGAGCUUUUCCAGGCCCUCGCAGGCAACUACACCCCAGUAAGCAUCCAGUAUGUGGAAGUGGAUUUGGAUCUGUAUCCCGUAGACACCCGCGUGAGGCUUGCCGUAAGCCCCGAGUUCGACGUGGUGGCCGAUGCGGAUGUUUCUCGCUCUGAGUCAGUAGCACAGCUUUUGGAGAAGUCCGCCAGUCGCUCUCUGAAGGCAGACUUGCGCGGCCUAAUUUACGAAGAGAUUUUCAACAACAUAGCUGUCCGCGAGCAGUGCGAGACGCUUCUCUAUGGACACAGCAUGACACGGUUGGCCAACGAGGUGAUUGCUUUGACGGUGAAAGGCAGGGGUCUGAGGAUCCACGAGGCCGUGGCCGAUCGCACCUCAUCGUACAUGGGCAAAGACCUCCACGUGAUCUUCCCGCUCAGGGACAUUUUGUUUGCCGAGGUGAAGGCCGUCUUAAAGUUGAGCGACGGGCUUUCGAAAUACGCGGUUCUUCCCGUGGCCCAGGGCCCAAGGCCAGUCAAGAAUAUGACAGUGCACGACCUAACCACCCAGUACUUUGAUGGCUUGGAUGCCACCGGGUACGCUUCCACUGCCUCGACCGUGGUGAAAACCGCAGAGAAACUAGGCGGGCCGAGAAGCGAGGCCCCAGACCUGUGCCAGGUAUGUGGUGCGGCCAUCCACCAUAAUCCUAGGGCGUGGCUCCAAAACAUCACCGUCAACUCUGCUGCGCCGUUGAACACAGACGAGGAGCGGGAAUACGCGCGGGAAUACCGGGCGCACUCCCCAGAGAAUGCCACCGGAAAAGACUUGCUAGUUUGCUAUGGGUGCACCGUGACCAUGGCAGGUGCUGGUGAUGGGUUCAUUUGGCCUGUGCGUGCCACCAAGGAGGAGAUUCUCGGCGAGUAUGUGUUGACCGACGAGUCAGAUGAUGAAUAA